GGUGGACGUUUGUCAAACAUUUACUUUCUGUCCAAAAGACAGAAACAUUAAACAGCACUUUGGUCGACAGAUGAACUGUGUAGGUAUAAAGAGAAAGAGAAGUGGCUGAAGAACAUGAUUAAAUAGAAACAGACCUGAGCAGGACACAAGUGAGCUGCUGGACUGACGGACAUUCAUGGACAUAAGUUGAGUGUGGGCUCUGCUAUGAAUCAGUGUGAGGAGACUGAGGAGGGUGUCCCUCCCUCUAAAAGCACUCUGUGUGAGGAACAUGACACAAGGACCAAAGCUCAGAGUGUUCACCAGCAGAGAGCAGGCUCUCCUGAACCCAGCUGUGUGUCCAUUAAGAGUGACAACUCCAUGAUUGAACUUUAUAACUUAAGAGAUGGACUCCACUCUAAACAAAGUCUUCACCAGCAGAGAGCAGACUCUCCUGAUCCCAGCUGUGUGUCCAUUAAGAGUGACAUCUCCAUGAUUGAACCUUACAACUUUAGGGAUGGACUCCACUCUGCCGAAGAAAGAGUUCAGCAGCAAAGGUCAGAUAUUUGUGGUGGUCAGUCGGUCCAGAAGCUUCCAAAAGACCUGGACUCCAUAUUUAUGCAUCUUCAGGAGAACAUUGUCAGUUUUGUGAAGAAUGAGCUUAAAAGGUUACAGGGGGUUCUGAGUCCAGAUUACCAAAAAUGCAUAGAUAGCGAGGAUGAAGAGGUUCUGGAUGAUGAGGAGGAAGAGAAAAGGAACAAAGAGUCAUUUCUGAAGAUCACACUGGACUUUCUGAGGAGAAUGAAGCAGGAGGAUAUGGCCGACUGUCUGCAAAGUAGAAUGGCUGCUACAGUGUGCCGACGUCAACUCAAAUCUAACCUGAAGAAGAAGUUCCAGUGUGUGUUUGAGGGGAUUGCUAAAGCAGGAAACCCAACCCUUCUGAACCAGAUCUACACAGAGCUCUACAUCACAGAGGGAGGGACUGCAGAGGUCAAUAAUGAACAUGAGGUCAGACAGAUUGAAGCAUCAUCCAGGAAACCACACAGACCAGAAACAACAGUCAGACAAGAAGACCUCUUUAAACCCUCACCUGGAAGAGAUGGACCAAUCAGAACAGUGAUGACAAAGGGAGUGGCUGGCAUUGGGAAAACAGUCUUAACACAGAAGUUCACUCUGGACUGGGCUGAAGACAAAGCCAACCAGGACAUACAGUUCACAUUUCCAUUCACUUUCAGAGAGCUGAAUGUGCUGAAAGAGAAAAAGUACAGCUUGGUGGAACUUGUUCAUCUCUUCUUUACUGAAACCAAAGAAGCAAGAAUCUGCAGGUUUGAGGAGUUCCAGGUUGUGUUCAUCUUUGAUGGUCUGGAUGAGUGUCGACUUGCUCUGGACUUCCACAACACUGAGAUCCUGACUGAUGUUACAGAGUCCACCUCAGUGGAUGUGCUGCUGACCAACCUCAUCAGGGGGAAACUGCUUCCCUCUGCUCGCCUCUGGAUAACCACACGACAUGCAGCAGCCAAUCAGAUCCCUCCUGAGUGUAUUGACAUAGUGACAGAGGUCAGAGGGUUCACUGACCCACAGAAGGAAGAGUACUUCAGGAAGAGGUUCAGAGAUGAGGAGCAGGCCAGCGGAAUCAUCUCCUACAUCAAGAAAUCUCGGAGCCUCCACAUCAUGUGCCACAUCCCAGUCUUCUGCUGGAUCACUGCUACAGUUCUGGAGGAUGUGCUGAAGACCAGAAAGAGAGGAUGGCUGCCCAAGACCCUGACUGAGAUGUUCAUCCACUUCCUGGUGGUUCAGUCCAAACUGAAGAACAUCAAGUAUGAUAGAGUAGCUGAGACGGAUCAACACUGGAGUCCAGAGAGCAGGAAGAUGAUUAAGUCUCUGGGAAAACUGGCUUUUGAGCAGCUGCAGAAAGGUAACCUGAUCUUCUAUGAAUCAGACCUGACAGAGUGUGGCAUCGAUAUCAGAGCAGCCUCAGUGUACUCAGGGGUGUUCACACAGAUCUUUAAAGAGGAGAGUGGACUGUACCAGGAUAAGGUCUUCUGCUUCAUCCAUCUGAGUGUUCAGGAGUUUUUGGCUGCUCUUCAUGUCCAUCUGACAUUCAUCCGCUCUGGAGUUAAUCUGCUGGCAGAAGAACAAACCACAUCCAGGUGGAAUUGGUUCAGAAACAUAUCUGAACUAACCUUCUACCAGAGUGCUGUGGACAAGGCCUUACAGAGUCCAAAUGGACACCUGGACUUGUUCCUCCGCUUCGUCCUCGGUCUUUCACUGCACACCAAUCAGAAUCUCCUAGUAGGUCGUGUGACAAAAACAGGAAGUAGCUCUGAGACCAAUCAGAAAACAGUUGAGUACAUCAAGAAGAAAAUCAGUGAGAAUCUGUCUCCAGAGAGAAACAUCAAUCUGUUCCACUGUCUGAAUGAACUGAAUGAUCGUUCUCUAGUGGAGGAGAUCCAACAGUCCCUGAGUUCAGGACGUCUCUCCACAGAUGAACUGUCUCCUGCUCAGUGGUCAGCUCUGGUCUUCAUCUUACUGUCAUCAGAAACAGAUCUGGAUGUGUUUGACCUGAAGAAAUACUCUGCUUCAGAGGAGGCUCUUCUGAGGCUGCUGCCAGUGGUCAAAGCCUCCAACAAAGCUCUGCUGAGUGGCUGUAAUCUGUCAGAGAGAAGCUGUGAAGCUCUGUCCUCAGUUUUCAGCUCCAAGUCCUCUAGUCUGAGAGAGCUGGACCUGAGUAACAAUGACCUGCAGGAUUCAGGAGUGAAGCUGUUGUCUGCUGGACUGAAGAGUUCACACUGUACACUGGAGAGACUCAGACUGUCAGGCUGUAUGAUCUUAGAUGAAGGCUGUACUUAUCUGGCCUCAGCUCUGAGAUCCAACCCCUCCCAACUGAGAGAGCUGGACCUGAGCUACAAUCAUCCAGGAGACUCAGGAGUGAAGCUGCUUACUGCUGGACUGGAGGAUCCACAAUGGAGACUGGACACUCUCAGGCUGAGUGGCUGUAAUCUGUCAGAGAGAAGCUGUGAAGCUCUGUCCUCAGUUCUCAGCUCCCAGUCCUCUAGUCUGAGAGAGCUGGACCUGAGUAACAACGACCUGCAGGAUUCAGGAGUGAAGCUGUUGUCUGCUGGACUGAAGAGUCCACACUGUACACUGGAGAGACUCAGACUGUCAGGCUGUAUGAUCUCAGAGGAAGGCUGUACAUCUCUGGCCUCAGCUCUGAGAUCCAACCCCUCCCAUCUGAGAGAGCUGGACCUGAACUACAAUCAUCCAGGAGACUCAGGAGUGAAGCUGCUGACUGCUGGACUGGAUGAUCCACUCUGGAGACUGGACAUUCUCAGGCUGAGUGGCUGUAAUCUGUCAGAGAGAAGCUGUGAAGCUCUGUCCUCAGUUCUCAGCACCCAGUCCUCUAGUCUGAGAGAGCUGGACCUGAGUAACAGCGAUCUGCAGGAUUCAGGAGUGAAGUCGCUCUCUACUGGACUGAAAAGUUCAAACUGUAAACUGGAAAGACUCAGACUGUCAGGCUGUAUGAUCUCAGAGGAAGGCUGUACUUAUCUGGCCUCAGCUCUGAGAUCCAACCCCUCCCAUCUGAGAGAGCUGGACCUGAGCUACAAUCAUCCAGGAGAACCAGGAGUGAAGCUGCUGAGUGCUGGACUGAAGGAUCCACACUGGAGACUGGGCACUCUCAGACUGAGUGGCUGUAAUCUGUCAGAGAGAAGCUGUGAAGCUCUGUCCUCAGUUCUCAGCUCUAAGUCCUCUAGUCUGAGAGAGCUGGACCUGAGUAACAACGAUCUGCAGGAUUCAGGAGUGAUGCUGCUCUCUGCUGGACUGAAGAGUUCACACUGUAGACUGGAGAGACUCAGGCUGUCAGGCUGUAUGAUCACAGAGGAAGGCUGUACUUCUCUGGCCUCAGCUUUGAGAUCCAACCCCUCCCAUCUGAGAGAGCUGGACCUGAGCUACAAUCAUCCAGGAGACUCAGGAGUGAAGCAGCUGACUGCUGGACUGGAGGAUCCACACUGGAGACUGGACACUCUCAGGGUGGAACACGGUGGAGAGCAGAGGCUGAAACCUGGUCUGAGGAAGUAUUCCUGUGAACUCACAGUGGACACAAACACAGUGAACAGAAACCUCAAACUGUCUGACAACAACAGGAAGGUGACAUCAGUGAGAGAGGAGCAGCCAUAUCCUGAUCAUCCAGAGAGAUUUGACUACUGGUUUCAGCUGUUGUGUAGAAAUGGUCUGACUGGUCGCUGUUACUGGGAGGUCGAGAGGAGAGGAUGGGUUCAUAUAUCAGUGAGUUACAGACGAAUCACAAGGAAAGGAAACAGUGAUGACAGCAGGUUUGGACGAAAGAAACAGUCCUGGAGUCUGGGGUGCUCUGAUGAUGUUGGUUACUCUGUCUGGCACAAUAACAGAAGAACAUCCAUCUCCUCCUCCUCCUCUGUCUCUAACAGAGUAGCAGCGUAUGUGGACUGUCCUGCUGGCACUCUGUCCUUCUACAGAGUCUCCUCUGACACACUGAUCCACCUCCACACCUUCAACACCACAUUCACUGAACCUCUUUAUCCUGGGUUUAUGUUAUUAACACAUGGUUCCUCAGUGUCUCUGUGUUCACCGUAGGAGGGAGAAGAGAGAAACACACUGCUGACAAAAACACCCAAAACACACUGACUCAAAAUCACAAGAACAGGUAUUUAAAUAUCUUUAAAUAUGUUUUUGGAAAGGUUUUGGGGAAAAUGUUAAAGUUUUAGUUUUAGGUGUUCUGUACUUAAGAUGUUUUUCUCCUCUAAAUAAUCAUGUAAAUAUGAUAAAUGAAUCUAAAUCAGACUUUUUUUUUUAAUAGUUUAUUUGUCAUUGAUCAUUGGAAGGUGUAAAUAUGCGUAAUGUGAGUUAUUUCCACAGUAAAUGUCUGUAUAUGAAUGAACAGAGGUGAGUGUCAGUGUGAUGAAAGAACCAUGAUGAUGAGAUA
Messenger RNA from Dicentrarchus labrax (European seabass), 4936 nucleotides. Its product is annotated as NACHT, LRR and PYD domains-containing protein 12-like. The coding region runs from base 205 to 4587 and encodes 1460 amino acids. Lineage: Eukaryota; Metazoa; Chordata; Actinopteri; Moronidae. The record is from RefSeq and is a predicted model, not a curated record. The transcript is spliced from 18 exons. Gene Ontology annotation, molecular function: protein binding.